GAGACUCUUGGAGAGCUGCUCUUCCCCUCAGCUCCACCACAGCGCUGCGUAAUCAGGCGGCUCCAGCAGGCUGAGGCGCUCCGAGACACACACUGCGUUUCUUAUUGAUAAGACUUCUUGGAAGAAGAGCACCGCAAACUACCGUGCUGGCAAUUCUGAUCUGCACUUUUGGACACAUCACGGUUAAAAAAAGACCCUCACUUUUGGAAAGAAAGACGUCAGUUGGAUAUAUUGUAUUUUUUUUAAACUGGGCAUCCUUGGAUUAAUUGAUACUUUCUCAAAGACUGCUUUCUAGGCGAAGUGUGUGACUUGGAAAUGUUUGAGUACAUUAGUUGCGAUCUUGUGUGCAAGGUGGACUAAAAUAAAAAGACUGAAGAACACUUUGACUACAACUUGGAAGGUUAUUAUUCAUCAGUACUUUGGAGCUUCUUCGUCUCCUCUCAUCUUCUUCUUCGGAUAUUUUCUUCUGAAGAGACAACAGUGGUGCGGACGGACCGUUUACGCGCACGCGGUUCCGCAGGGCGAGCCGCUGUCCCUCCGCGCGCAGUGCUGAGGGGUCCCUCGCGCUUCCAUAAAUGCCCGGUCCGUCAAAGUGGCUCGAGGCUGGGCAGCAAGAUGAGCUCGUGGGUACAGCUGCUGCUCGCGCUGCUGGCGACGUGUCUGCGGUUUGGCGCAGCCGAGGGGGAUCCUCUGCCUGCAGCCCUGGUGGAGCUGGUUAGAAACAGCCCCAUCUCCUCCAUAGAGGACCUCCAGCUGCUGCUGCUCUCUGACUCCGUAGAUGAGGAGGACGGGACUUUUGCAGCGAACGGAGGCCACAGACUACCAAGGAGCCUUGGUAAGAUAAGCCCCUCCCCCUUCCUUAUAUCAUUUAAAAGACCUUUUUGUUGCACUAAAUAUGUGAAGUUAUUGUCAGUUAUGACAAAGAUCCUCACUGCUAUCAGUUCUUUGGAUCUUGACAAACACAACCUCAUGGUCUUAAGCUUAAAUAUGUGUGCAUUCAAACCCAUAAAUAGUUUAUUAGAAGGUUGUAGUGCUGAUGUGGAGGAUUCCUGAUUUCUCUCAUGACAUGUAAAGUACUCCAUCCUCAUUAGUAAAGGACUGCCCUUCCUGGGAGUUGAUUGAUGUGACAAGUAUGGCUUUAGUGACACGGUCAAAUCCUCCCCAUUAACCUUUUUGAUAAAACAGAUGUCUGAAUAACUGAACACCAGUCUACGUGCCUUUGUUGGCUUCCCUCCUGCAUGAGGAGUUACUAAUACCCUUCAUCAAUCAUCAUGUAGAAUAUGUUUCAUAUCUUAUCUGUGUACGUCAAACAGUUGCAGGAAAAUGUCCUCAUGUCUGAUAAGAGGAAGCUGUAGCACGUCUACUCAUUUGGAAUGCAUGAGUUUCAUAUUAUAAUCCCGCUGCUGCUUGUUUCUGCUUUGCAUCAGCUAGAAACCGGCUUUAGUGGAUGCCGUGGUGCUAAUGCAGGACAGUUGAGCUUCAUGAGUCAGAAGUCACUUUGUAUUAAACCAAUUGGGCUUCAAUGGUGAGAGCUACUUAUCUCACUAUAUACAUGUGUCAAAAAUGGAAGGAAUGUGAAUUAAAGAGAUGCAAAGUCAACACAAAGAGUCGAAAGCGACCACUUAGACUUAGAGCCACAUAAUCUUCAUACAUUUAAGGGAAAUUACUAUAGAGAUGCAAAGUGACCACAAAAAGCCGACUGAAAAAAUACACAAAACUACCACUAAGAUAUGCAAAAUGA
This is a messenger RNA of Notothenia coriiceps (black rockcod), 1741 nucleotides long. RefSeq names its product platelet-derived growth factor subunit B-like. The record is from RefSeq and is a predicted model, not a curated record. The coding region runs from base 616 to 1053 and encodes 145 amino acids. The transcript is spliced from 3 exons. Gene Ontology annotation, molecular function: growth factor activity. NCBI's taxonomy places the organism in Eukaryota, Metazoa, Chordata, Actinopteri, Perciformes, Nototheniidae. Gene Ontology annotation, cellular component: membrane.